AUGGAGGCACAAUCAAUCGCACUUCCAGAUGGUGCCUUGCCGCCGUCCGCAAGCACGACGUUCGACCCGCACGCCGUGACCCCCGCCUUCGCACGCAGAACAUCCUCAAUCGCCCCGCCCCAACCCGCAGACGCACCCCUCGCCACUUCUAUCAGCGAUGCCCCAACACCUCGACUAGUCGUCCCAGAACUCGGCGACCCCUCCCUCAUGGGCGAGCUACCCACCACCGAUCCUCUCUCCAUUCUCCUCCAAAAGCAUCUGCCCCCUCACACGCGACCUCAUCGAGACCUGUCUGGUGCGUGGCCCUCUCCGUCCUCGACAGGACCCAGUGCACCAUCGGUCGAGCUCCCCGAUCCGUUCUCCGCUGGCAGUGACGCUUCAUCUGCACCUACCGAGAUCACACCCGAACUCGUCCGCCAAGCAGCAUCCACCAAUGCCUGGCGCCGAAUCGCCUCCCUCGCUCGAGCGCAACUCGAGUCCUCCUACCACACCUCCCAUCCCCCUGCGCUCGUCGACACCGCUUCCAACUCCGAUACGAUGGAGGCAGGGGAAGCAUUGCAGUGGUGGACCAUCCGACUGUACGCGUUGGCGCGGUUGAAGUUGUAUUCGAUGUUAAGGACGGAAUUGGCGGCGCUGUGGCAGGUGCUCGAGUCGACGACCGUGGGGGAAGGGUCGCUGGCGGAGGCGGAGGAGGUGCCGUUCUCGCUGAGGGUGAUGUGCGCGACAGAGCCCAAGUUUAGGGGAGAAGGGGAGGUGGGGGAGAGGGUGCAGCUGGUGGUGGUGUGUUCGAGGGUAUGGAUUCAGGCAGGCGACCUGACCACCGCAUCAAAGCUGCUCGAUCGUGUCCGAGCCCUCCUCACCCCAUCAUCAAAUCCCGCGAUCGAGCGAGAGCUCAGUCACGCACGAACACUCAUAGCUGCCAUCGCACACGACCUCCCCUCCGCCACCACGACCACACCCAAUUCGCCGGCAGAAGCGCUCAAUCAAGCCAUCGUCCAGUUCUACAGCGCACACCUCGACACGUCGAUCGCGCAACUCGAAGCCGUGCUGACCGCAGAACCCGCCCUGGUGGCAACAGCCGACGCGGUCGUGUUCAAUCUCGCCACACUGUACGAGCUUGGCAAGGGCGGAGAGGCAGAAGUCGUCGAGAGGAAGAGGGAGCUGUUGGCCAACGUGGCAAGGUGGAGCGGCGAACCGGGCGUUGCUGGGUCCAGUUUCAAACUUUGA
Messenger RNA from Kalmanozyma brasiliensis GHG001, 1227 nucleotides. RefSeq lists its product as uncharacterized. NCBI's taxonomy places the organism in Eukaryota, Fungi, Basidiomycota, Ustilaginomycetes, Ustilaginales. The transcript is spliced from 2 exons. The coding region runs from base 1 to 1227 and encodes 408 amino acids. Gene Ontology annotation, cellular component: Golgi apparatus; TRAPP complex. The record is from RefSeq and is a predicted model, not a curated record.